AUGCAAUCUAAUCAGGGACAGAACAUAAGGCGAACAAGAGAUCACGACGACCAUGGACACAGCGGUACAACAUAUGCCGAUAUUGAUAAUCCAGAGCGGCGCUUACCGAAGCGCCCGCGGUUGGAGUCACAGCUUUCUGGAAAUCCCACAUUGUUCGGCGAUGGCCAGUAUCUCUCGUUCUCAUUUAUGAAGCGCCAUUUGAUUGAUAAAGUUCCCGAACCGUUUCGGAGUGGGAUGGAGUCGAGCAAGCUGUGGAAAGAGGAGCAGGAAAGUGGCGGGCUGUUAGUCACUAACUGCUUGUCCCUAUAUUUGCCGGAGAAGAUUAAUGAGGAUGCAGUCUUGCUUAUUAGGAUAGGGUAUUAUGAAGGGUUUAAUAUUUCUAAUAACUUAGGCCUCGGUGAUCCGUAA
Trichophyton rubrum CBS 118892 is the source of this 408-nucleotide messenger RNA. RefSeq lists its product as uncharacterized. The record is from RefSeq and is a predicted model, not a curated record. The transcript is spliced from 2 exons. Bases 1 to 408 code for a protein of 135 amino acids. Lineage: Eukaryota; Fungi; Ascomycota; Eurotiomycetes; Onygenales; Arthrodermataceae.